AUGAAGACACCACUCUUCAUUUUCAUCGUCUUCUCCACGCUCUCACUUUCUUCUGCCCAAUCCCUAGUUCCUGUUCGUGACACUGACGGGAAUAUCAUCCGGUCAGGCACCGGCUACUACAUCUUGCCCACUACACGUGGCCUGGGUGGGGGCAUUAAACUAGUGCCCACAACCAUAAACGAGACAUGCCCUAGUGACGUGGUGCAAGAAAACAACGAUCUGCAAAAUGGGCUACCGUUGACUUUCAUACCGGUCAAGGCAAACAAAGACGGCAACAUCUUUGAAUCCACCGAUCUAAACAUUAGGUUCUCAGGUUCAACGGCUUGUACCCGGUCUGCAAUUUGGCGAAUUGAUCAGGGUGUGAAUGGGCAACGAGAGAUAUCGAGCCAUGGGAGCUUAGGGAACCCAGGCCCACAAACCAUAAGCAAUUGGUUCAAGAUAGAGAAGCAUGAGGAUGGGUACAAGCUAGUGUUUUGCCCCACUGUGUGCAACACUUGCAGGCCAGCUUGUGGAGAUAUUGGUCAUACGAUUGCUAAAACUGGACGUUUAAGUCUGGUCAUAAAUAACACGCCCCUUAAGGUCAAUUUUAAGAAGGCAUAA
Molecule: messenger RNA, 600 nt
Organism: Lactuca virosa
Lineage: Eukaryota; Viridiplantae; Streptophyta; Magnoliopsida; Asterales; Asteraceae
Source: the annotation of a GenBank genome assembly